AUGUUCAUUUUUGUCACCCCUUUGUCUCUGGAUAUCGAGACUGCUGGUGGAGUAAUGACUGUACUGAUCAAGCGUAACACAACCAUUCCCACAAAGCAAACACAGACCAUUACAGCCUACUCUGACAACCACCUCCAAAUACUCCCAAGGGACUUCAAUAGGCGCCGAAAGGACGGGCAGAGAGCCAUGACUAAGGACAACAACCAGUUGGACAUGUUUGAGUUGACUGGCAUCCCUCCCGUUCCUCAUGGUGUUUCUCAGAUUGAGGUUACAAUCAACAUUGAUGCCAAUGGUAUCCUGAAUGUAUCUGCUGUGGACAUGAGCACUGGCAUGGAAAACCAGAUCACGAUCACAAACUAUAAAGGUCAUCUCAGCAAGGAAGACGUUGAGCGUAUGGUGCAGGAGGCCGAGAAGUACUGUAGUAUAGACAUAGAAAUGUGA
Hyla sarda is the source of this 441-nucleotide messenger RNA. Its product is annotated as heat shock 70 kDa protein-like. Gene Ontology annotation, molecular function: misfolded protein binding; ATP binding; ATP hydrolysis activity. The coding region runs from base 1 to 441 and encodes 146 amino acids. Gene Ontology annotation, cellular component: nucleus; plasma membrane; cytosol. Gene Ontology annotation, biological process: cellular response to unfolded protein; vesicle-mediated transport; protein refolding. The record is from RefSeq and is a predicted model, not a curated record. The transcript is spliced from 3 exons. NCBI's taxonomy places the organism in Eukaryota, Metazoa, Chordata, Amphibia, Anura, Hylidae.